AUGUCGGGCUUUGCUAGGCAUGAUCUGAGACCAGGAAACUUCCAGAGUACGACUGCCUUUCCAGAGAGUGCCCGCCGACAAGCUGACAUGUGGAUCUGUUCGUUUAGCUCACUUAUCUAG
This is a messenger RNA of Parastagonospora nodorum SN15, 120 nucleotides long. RefSeq lists its product as hypothetical. Lineage: Eukaryota; Fungi; Ascomycota; Dothideomycetes; Pleosporales; Phaeosphaeriaceae. The coding region runs from base 1 to 120 and encodes 39 amino acids. The record is from RefSeq and is a predicted model, not a curated record. The transcript has 2 exons.